This is a messenger RNA of Malania oleifera, 3413 nucleotides long. Its product is annotated as small RNA 2'-O-methyltransferase-like. Gene Ontology annotation, cellular component: nucleus; cytoplasm. Bases 205 to 2664 code for a protein of 819 amino acids. The transcript has 10 exons. The record is from RefSeq and is a predicted model, not a curated record. Lineage: Eukaryota; Viridiplantae; Streptophyta; Magnoliopsida; Santalales; Ximeniaceae. Gene Ontology annotation, biological process: piRNA processing; RNA methylation; siRNA processing. Gene Ontology annotation, molecular function: O-methyltransferase activity; RNA methyltransferase activity; S-adenosylmethionine-dependent methyltransferase activity.
AGCGUGCAACCGACUCUCCACCCUCCCUCCCCCCCCCUUUUCUUCACAGAGCUCCUCUCCACGCCCUUUCUGUAGGGACGGACGCUCUCAAGCUAUCGUGAGCGUGGAGGGGUACUCUCUGUUCAUUGUCGUUUGCAUUGAGGAAAUUUGGCAAUGCACUAAUUUAUAUUGCUUAAUAAUCUAUACCCAUUUAAACACCUGAGUAUGGAAACUGGAGGAUCCCCAACUGUUACAUUGAAGAAGACUAACCUCACACCUAAGGCCAUUGUACAUCAGAAAUUUGGUAGCAAGGCAUGUUAUAUUGUUGAGAAAGUACAGGAAAUGACUCAAAACGAAUGUCCGGGAUUGGCCAUCAUCCAGAAGGGUCCCCCCCUUUUUCGCUGCACUCUACAACUUCCUGACUUUUCUGUUAUGUCAGAAAUUUGCAAAAAAAAGAGGGAUGCAGAGCAAUCUGCUGCAGAAAAGGCUUUAGAUAAGAUAGGAUUUAAUCUUGAAACAAAUAAUCUCACAAAUGUACAGGAUCCAUGGGAUAAUAUGAUUUCUCGUCUCUCAUAUUUAUUUUCAGAUGAGUUACUUUCCACUCUGCACCCACUGAGUGGUCACUUUAGAGCAGUUUUGCAGAGAGAGGGUGACCUUAGUGGUUCAAUCCCUGUUUGUGUUAUGGCCAUCUAUGAUGCAAAGCUUUGUAGUUUAUGCAAAUCCAUCGAUCCUAUGGUGGAGACUAAUCCCUUGUUGGCUGUACAACUUGUCAUGAAAGCUGCUGCAAGAUUACCUGGGUUUAUUGUUUCAUCUGAAGAACAUCUUUGGAUGCGGAGGGAAAACCCUUUCCCUUCUGAGAUUCUGCAGUCCUUAAUUACUGAGGAAGCCAUUUUGCCAGAAAGUGUUCAGAUUAAAGCAGUACGUAUUCCUUAUUCACCUGACAAGAUUGUUGAACCAAUGUCUAUUAAUGUUUCCUCAAAUGGCUACUACAUGGAUGCCAUUGCACAAGAGCUUGCUGUAAAAGAUGUUUUCAGGGUUCUGAUCUCUAGAUCUAUUGGCAAGGCUUCUUCAGAGAUGAGAUUAUACUCUUCAGUGGAUUUAUCAUCAGAUGUGAAAGAAAAUGUAAAAUCUGAAGAAUAUUUUAAUGUGAGGGCAAGUUAUUUCUCUGGUCAAGAUAUACAUGGUGAUGCAAUUUUGGCUUGCAUUGGAUACACUUGGAAGUCCAGAGAACUCUACCACGAAGAUGUAUCCGUGCGUACAUAUUACAGGAUGCUUAUAAAUAAGAUGCCUAGUGGAGUUUACAAGUUGUCUAGAGAGGCAAUACUUGCAGCCGAUUUGCCUGUAGCAUUUACUACACGAACAAACUGGAGGGGCUCUUCUCCAAGGGAUCUCCUCUGUACAUUCUGCCGUCAGCACCACUUGUCAGAACCUGUCUUCUCUCCCAUCAAUAAUCCUUUGAAAUCAUUAGUGGACUCUCUGGGAUCAGGCAAGAGAUUGAAGGUUGAAGAGCCAGGUAAAGAAGGAACAGAAUAUGCAAAUGGAAAUGGUGUUGCUGCUACUGGCAGGGAACCAGUGGCGCCUGGAUCCACCUUUAACUGUGAAGUAAAAAUUUAUUCCAAGUGCCAAAAUUUGAUUGUACACUGUUUGCCAAAAAAUUCUUAUAAGAAGCAGGCUGAUGCUUUCCAGAGUACUGCUUUGAAGCUUCUCUCAUGGUUGAAUACAUUUUUUAAGGAACCAGAUAUGCCAUUAGAGAAGUUGACAUCUUCUGGAUAUGCCCUCAAUAUACGAUUUAAUCCUCAAUUUUUUUUUAAGGAGUUUGCAUUAUGUCCGUCGGUUCAUAAUGUUUGGCAGAGAACUGUCACCGAAGAAAUCAGAUCACUGGAUUCAGACCGCUUUAAUCACCCAUGCAUUGAGCAAGGAGUUGGAGUAAGCCUUUUAAACAUAGAAGGUCAAGAUUCUGGUGUCUCUCCAUCUAGCGGGUCGUUAGUAUGCAUAAAUUAUAACAUAUCUUUGGUUACAAAAGGGGAGAAUACAAAAGAACUACUUGAAAGUAAUGAUGAUUUUGAGUUCGAAAUAGGAACUGGAGCAGUGAUUCCCCAGCUUGAAGCUGGAGUGAUACAGUUGUCUUUGGGUCAGUUUGCUUGUUUCCAUACAGAAUUGCAUCCAGAAGAGUUUAUUUUGGCUGCAGCUGGCGAUUCAGCAAAAACCCUUUCACUGUUAUCUUCAAAAGCGUGCUGCUUGGAGUUCUCCAUAAUUUUGUUGAAGGUUACAGAACCCUUGGAGGAUAGAAUGGAGCAAGCUUUCUUCAACCCUCCACUUUCAAAGCAGCGAGUGGAGUAUGCAUUACGGCACAUUAAAGAAUCUUCUGCUACUACAUUGAUUGACUUCGGAUGUGGCUCUGGAAGUUUGUUGGGUUCUUUGUUAGAUUAUCCCACUGCUCUAGAGAAAAUUGUUGGUGUUGAUAUUUCGCAGAAGAGUCUUAUCCGUGCAGCAAAGAUACUGCAUUCAAAAUUAAGUUCGGAUUCAGAUGCGGAAUUGCCAAAUACAAGAAUCAGAUCUGCAUUGUUAUAUGAGGGAUCCAUCACAGAUGUUGAUUCUAGAUUGUAUGGAUUUGAUAUUGGCACUUGCUUGGAGGUACUUGGUUUUCUCUUUAGUGCCAGAACUCUUAAGAGGAUUGUUAGGUAAUUGAGCACAUGGAAGAAGAUCAAGCAUGUUUAUUUGGUGAUGUUGUGCUGAGUUAUUUUUGCCCCAGAAUUCUUAUUGUUUCCACUCCAAACUACGAGUACAAUGUGAUUCUCCAGAGGUCUAAUCCAGCAAGCCAAGAAGAUCCUAACGAGAAAACCCAGUCACAGUCAUGUAAAUUCCGCAACCAUGAUCACAAGUUUGAGUGGACUCGCCAGCAAUUUAACAGAUGGGCUGCUGAUCUUGCGGCAAGGCACAAUUAUAGUGUUGAAUACAGCGGUGUUGGUGGAUUUGCCGACUUGGAACCAGGAUUUGCUUCUCAGAUUGCUGUCUUUUGUCGGGGUGAUAAUCACUCGGAAGGCCAGGGAGACGAUGAUUUGAAGAAAAUAGAUACAGCCCAUAAGUAUGAAAUUGUCUGGGAGUGGGAUAGAUCUCGCACAUUGAGUUCUGCUGUUUGAAAAUAUAAUAGAACUCAUCCUUUAUUUUGGGUAGCGCACCUAUUUUAGAUCUAGUUCAAACUUACACAGCCAUGACCCAUUGGCCUCUUAACUUCGUUACUGCUGUAGGGCAUGAAAUAGUUUCAUGCAUUUGGAGACUGCUGAAGUGAUCGCUUUCCUUGAGCCAGACUUGAAUUUUAGAUUAUUUACUUACAUCCACUCUCCAUAGUAAUGUUCCUUGUAAUGCUCCUGCAAACACUAUGCCUGAUGCUAUAAUUUGAAUCUUCCGUGAAAAUGUGAAUAUUCAUUGUUGAA